Messenger RNA from Chiroxiphia lanceolata (lance-tailed manakin), 6684 nucleotides. Its product is annotated as G-protein coupled receptor 55-like. The transcript is spliced from 4 exons. The record is from RefSeq and is a predicted model, not a curated record. The coding region runs from base 402 to 1319 and encodes 305 amino acids. Gene Ontology annotation, biological process: positive regulation of Rho protein signal transduction; phospholipase C-activating G protein-coupled receptor signaling pathway. Gene Ontology annotation, cellular component: membrane. Lineage: Eukaryota; Metazoa; Chordata; Aves; Passeriformes; Pipridae. Gene Ontology annotation, molecular function: G protein-coupled receptor activity.
GGUAAUGGAAAUUUGCGACAAAACAAAAAGCAGCAGCACCUCGUGCUUUCUGACAUCCUGACCAGCAGCUGCUUUAUAUGCAGUUCCUCCACUGUCUUGAAAGAAAACACAAGACUCCAGAAUUCUACAAGCUGAGAAGGAGAAAAGUUCAACAUCCAAAGCUAGAGACAGUCCAAAGGCUUUAUUCACAGGUUACAUUUGCUGUCAUGGAAUCUUCGGGGGAGAAAUACCGACGAGGUAUUCCUGUGGCAUUCGUGAUUCAGCUGAGACAAGCAUGGCAGAAACCAAUGAGCACCUUCCCAGUGCUUAUCAGGAGAGUCUGAGCACAGGAUCAAGCCAGCACCCUUCCUCUAAAGAAGAUAAUUGCUCCGUGAUCCCAGCUCAGAGACACACCUGGAGUUAUGAAUGACACCCAUGACAAGAGCAAUAUCAGCGCUACCGUGGAAUGGUUCCAGUUCAUCAUGUACACCCCCACAUUUAGCCUGGGAUUGCUGUUCAAUGUGAUGGCUCUGUUGUUACUCUUUUUUAAGGUUAAAAAGCUGUCAGAAUCUACAGUCUACAUGAUAGCCCUUAUAUUCCUGGAUACUUUGCUGUUGUUUACUCUUCCUUUUAAAAUCAUUUCCUACCGCCGUCAGGACAAGUGGAACUUGGGGUCUGUGUUUUGCUCCACCUUGGAGAGUCUUUACUUUGUAAACAUGUAUGGCAGCAUUCUCAUCUCCCUCUGCAUCUGCGUGGACCGGUACAUCGCUAUCAAGCACCCCUUCACCGCCCCCUCCCUGAGGUCCAUCAGGAAAGCUGCCACGGUCUGUGCUGUUGUCUGCCUGGGCACCUCGGUGGGGACAGUCUCUACAUCCCAAUUGCAUGAAAAGGGCCAAGACAUCUCAUCCUGCUUCCAUAACUUCUCCCCGAGGACGUGGGCGGACAUAGGCCUGUUCAGCACCUUGGAGACCAUCUUCUUUGGCAGCAUGGCAGCCAUGACGUUCUGCACUGCCCAGACUGUCAGGUGCCUGAGAAGGCACAGAGAUCCAGACAACCCCCAGACACACAUCACUAGAGCGGAGAGGAUCGUGGUGACAAACCUUGUGGCGUUUUUGGUCUGCUUCACCCCUUACCAUGUGGCAUACUUCAUGUACUUCCUGGUGAAGAGAAACAUCAUCCACGUCAGUUUUCAAAAAGUGCUGCGAGAUGUCGUUCAGAUCACCCUUUGCUGGGCAAACCUGAACUGCUGCCUUGAUGGCGUGUGUUAUUAUUUUGUUUUAAAGGAGUCCUUGGAAGAACCAUCACGAAACACGGAAAGAAGAGUCAUGCCAAAGCCUUGAUUUACAUACUGCAUGUUACUUACUUGGGAUGAUGUGUGGUGAGGCUUUCAUGGAAAGUGCAGGGUCCUGAACUUCUUACCUAAGCAAUUUGCUUGAAAUAUUCAGUUCUGAAAAUAUUUCAUUAAAAAAAUAGAACUAAGCCCAUUUCCAGGAGACUGCUCCUAACUUUUUUAUUUCCUUCCAUAAUGUUUUCUGUUACUAUUUAUGGGUAAAAAGAAAUAUUUCUUUUUAUUUCUUCCAAGCCUCUCCCAUUUCUCCAAUGAUUCUGGCCAUUGAUUUUUCUGGAAACAAGCAGGCUGAGGUGUGUAAAAAGCUCGUACCUGACCACCACAGACAACCACUGUUGGAGCUCCCUGCCUCUGCCUACACAUGGCCCCCAGUGCCUCUGCCACCUCUAAGAGAGCUCUAAGAGGGCACAGAGAUGACUUUCAUUCUAGAUUCCUGGGAUAAAUUAUAAUUCUGCAAAGGCAACAUUUUCUACUCAGAAGUUCCCUGCUGGAUCUUAUUGCUUCUGGGCCUCUGAGCAUUCACUGUUCAGGUCAAAUCUGGUGUGAUCUGAUCCCUUCUUUGCUCAGGUGGGUAAUUGCAACAGCUUUUUCAUUUGCUUUAUACCCAAAUCUUGACAUGGGUAUAUAGAGAGACUGCAGAGACUCCUAUUUGCACCAAGAGAGUAUUAAAGAUAUAAAAUGCUAAAAAAUAAAGGGAAAAAAUCUGAAAACCUGACAUUCAUAUUAAGAAAAAAAGAAAGCAAAAACCAAAGAUUUGUUCAGAAAUGAUUCACCCCUGAGAACUGAGGACUCAUUCCUAACACACAGUUCUAAGCUUAAAAUCAUUACUUUAUUCUGAAAGAAUGACAAUAGGGACUAGAGAGCUAUUACGGAGCACUUUUUGUACUUGCACUUCUUUUUGCAUUUGAAAAGGGAAAGUGAAAAGGUUUAAACCAGCCUUGAAUGCUGGGUAUGGGAGCUGGUGAAGCUGCUUUGCUGAGGAACUGCACCCUUUGGGCCAACCAAAUCCCAACCAAAGCAUUCAUCUCCCAAACAGAAAGAAUUAGCACAGGUACCAGGCAUGCAGAAACUUCUACAUACAUUUCACUAUAUUAGGAAUUAAAAAAAAAGUUUAAAAGUUCACUUUUUAUGUUUUGUGAAAGAUGUUCACAUACAGUGAAUGGAACAAAUUAUUUACCAUGAGCAUUAUCACAUCUGUGGUGCAGUGGGCCAGUGCAAAGCUACAAUUCAAUCAAGUGCUCCAGCUUGCCUUACUCAUCCCUGUCUUCAUCCUUCCUUUCCUUCCACAUGCCUUUGUCUUCAGGUUUUUGGAGAAACUGCAUCCUUUAGCAAAGCUGAGACUUCUCCCUCCAUCAGGUUUUUUGCUACUGAGAAACAUCUACCACAGCAACAAACUCUAAUGAAUCAGUGUCUUCAGCUACCUUGAAAGGCAAAGGGCACCUACAACCUCCUUCAUUUUAUCUCAUUUAUUCUUCUUAUUCUGAUUUUAUAUACUGUCACUCCGUAAGAAUGGCAUUUACCACAUUUUUCUAAUGUGAUAAAAAAAUUGCUGUGGGAUACUGACACAACCAAAAAUCUAUGAGUAAUCAGAAAUGUUUCCCAGGAAGAAAAGCUGAAUCAGUGCCAUUUGCAGACACCAAAUGAUGUAAAACCUCAUGUCUGCUGUAUGCUAGUUUCCUAUUAAUCCUUCUCUCUAUUCCAAGACAAAAAGGGCAUUAAACUGAGAUUAUAUUUGAAAGCAAGUAUCAGCAGUUUAGAGUUAUAAACACUGCCAGGCAAUUGUUAAUCCAAAGCUAAGCAUUACAAACCCAGGAAAUCCAGUUUAGAUUACACUUCAGAGUACACCAACGCAAUCCUGACCAUUCCUGGGUUAAGUAUUAACUUUGGGACUACAAGUAAAGCCACCUCCCAAUGACCAGCUUACAACCUGGGCCAGCCAUCAUUACUGAGACAGCGAAGGACACUGUCUGAAACAGUUUAUCAGUUUAAAGAGGAGCUUAGGAAAGAAAGCAGGAGAUGUUGCAGAUAGCAGAGGCCCAUCUGACUUCAUUCAUGCUAAUAGGAAGUGCAGUGGCUUGAAAAAGUUGCAGGUGGAAGGGGGCAGAAAUAAAGGACCGUGACUUUUGACAGAGCAAGGUUGGCAUGGCAGUAAAAACCCUGCAGGUUUGUUUCCCUCAUGCAGAGUAAAAUACCUUGGUAUUAAUAAUAAAGAUGUUCCAUAGACCAUUUUGUGUGAUCAGGGAGAAGAUAAAAGAAAGCCUGAGCUUUCACUCUGAGCUCAACUCUUGCUGCUGCUCCUGCCUGUGGCUGACAGAGACCUGGUGGGACCCUGGGCAGGACCCCGCUGUGUGAGAGGGGCUGUUUGCUCCCAUUUGAGGUGCCCUAUGGUAUCUCACCCAGCUUCCAAUGCUGAAUCGGACAGGGAUGGGAUAUUCCUGGCUCAUCUCACUCCUACCCAUCUCUCACUGCAGAAAUCAUACAAAAGGAGCCAGAUCACACUUAAUUCAAACCCACAGCCUAUCACACCUUAUGCCUUAUAAUUCCUCAGCAAAAACACAUUUAGGUUAUCAGGAGUGGGAAGAGAUAAAGCAAUGCGCUGGACACAUUUGCAUUUGUAACCCACUCCAUGCUAUAAUGGCAAGACAGAACUUAACAUCACACUCAGUAGCAAUAGCAAGACCAUUAAUGCCCUUCUCCUUUGCAACACAAAAUACAGAGGUUAGAAAAAUAUAUUCCCUAGUUUCGGAAAAACAGGGUAGAGAUUGAGCAGUAUCACUGAGUCUUAUCCCAGAUUUCAUUUCUGGACAUAAUCACAUCAUUAAAAUAAUUUUUAUAGUCCAUGUUAUUAUGGGUUAUUGCUCCCUCAAAUUAGCCUGUGUCACUUGCCUUGGGAUGCCCACAUACAUCUGUCACAAAACAUCUUUGGAAAAAAUCCCAAAUCUCUCUCCCACUUUUUGCCAAUCAAAAAUCCAAUCCUUUAUCUUUGUUAUUGUCACUUACCUCCUAUUCACAUCCUCAGAGGGGAACAAAUUUCAACAUCUCUUACUAAGCUUUUUAAGGAGAAAGAAAGAAUAAAAAAAAAAAGAAGAAAAGAAAAAUGCAUUGAAAAGAAGAGUGGUGGCAAUGCCAGCAGCUCUCCUUGGCAGGUGCUGGCUGUGAAGAGCUCCUUUGGAAGAUCUUGGCAACAGCACCCUGGACUCAAGGUGAGCAAGCGCCAGCAAAGGCUUGUGGUAGGAGACAACAGAAGCCUGAGGGAGCACCUUGGCACAGGCACAGUGAACUGACAAGCAGCAGGGCACAGUGCAUACCUGCAGCAGAAAGGGGAGAGAAUUUAAGGUCUUGUGCAGAGCAUUGCUACAUCUAUGGGGGAAAAUCCAGCCUUCUACUGCCACAGAGGGAAAACCCCAGGAAAAGGUAUAUACAGUGACAGCUUUUUAGGUAAAUCAUGAUGACAUGAGAGAGAGCUUUUUUUUAUUUAUUUUUUUUUUUUGGUCUUUUGUUUUGUUUUUGCUUUCUUGCUCCACUGACACCAGAACACAGCAAGAGCGUAUUAAAUCAAACACUGCCAUCAGGAAGGGCUUGCAGGUUUGACUCCGACCAUGCCAGCCACUUCUUUUACCACAUCUUUUUAAGUGACAAAGCAAUGAUAAAUGACAAAGCACUGCCACGCUUUGUGGUGCCACACAUCCCUGAACACAGGUUGCAGCCCCAGCUCUAUCCUCUUCCACCUCCUGCUGCCAUAGUGUGAGGACCUUACAGUGCUUCCCUCCCCUUAAGGCUGGUUUGGUUUGUUUUAGAAACAAAACAAAAUAAAAUAAAAUGAAAAGCCCCAACCACUCUUAAAUACUUCCCUAAAUAUACCACCACAUUCAAGAUUUCAGCUCGAUGAGAUAUCCUGGCGUCUUGUUUUUGCAAUGACUCCUCACAGGAGCCCAGGGAACCAUGAGGGCAGGUCCAGCCGCUGGCAGGCUCUGCCUCAAUGCAGUGGCAGAAGGGUUUAUUUUAAACGUGGAUCCAGCAAAGAAUUUAACUUUUUUCUCCUCAAAGCCAAAUUCAAACCGGUUUUGGUCAGAAAAGCAGUGUUACUUUUAAAUGCUCCCUGUGCCCAGGGAGGACUUUGCACAGAAACACUCACAUCGCCAGAGACAAACAGCUGCCCCUGGGGCCUCAUCUCUGUGAGGGAACAACGUGGCAUUGGACAUUAAAAUGUUAGUUUAAGCUUCCAUCACUUACUGUGUGUUUGGGUGAGUGCCAGGACAUGGACACAAGUGAGUGUAAACCCCCAUGAGGGGAGGAUGGGAGGUGGGGCAUGCAGGUCAGGCUGGCUGGUCUCCCCUCAGCGCUGUCGACAUCAGUCAACACCCAGCACUUCCCAUCUGUGUGAGUGGCAGCAGCACAGCCAGGAAACCUGCCGAGUGAGGGCAUCAUUCGAUGAGCUAAUAAUGUGCUCAUUCCAGAAAGAACCACACACACAAUGGAACACGUGCUGGACAGCCCUUGGCUCUGCUCACUGCCUGGCACUAGAGCCAUGAUGGGGGCAGUCACCAAGCCCUCAGAAGCAGGCAGCAGACACUGAGAACCUUCUCCUUGCUUGGAAAAUCACCCUUUUUAGCCAACUCUACUCUAGGCUACUCCACUACAGCUGCACGGGGCUAAGAUUAUGCUGCCCACAGGUGUCACAGCAAAUGAACUGAACACACCGAGAGCUGCAAAUAUUAGAAGGCAUGAAUCGAUUUUAUAGCUCCUGCAAACAGCCCCACACGGCGCUGCCCUUCCAGCAAAAACAGUGGAGCACUUGCUACUAAUGAAAAAUCUGGGGAAAGAAGGGAAGACCCACCAAGUCCCUAUAUGGGUGAGCACAACAUGCUGCUCUUGCAGAGACAGCGCUUCAGGAACAGCUACACCACAUGAACUCAUGAUGUCAAGGAGACUGAUACCAAAUAUUUACCUUUUAUUGCAAUUAAACGACUUCACCAAAAGCACUGAAUGAAAGCAAAGUGCAUUUCCUUUGCAAACCUCAUUAGAGAAUUGCCAUGCCUUCCUCUCCCGACUUAACAUUUCGAGCAGCCAUUUGAUAGUUGGUACCUGCUGUUAUAAAGGCAACUUGGUUUGAGUUUCAUCAUUGUUUUCUCACGGAUUUCAUGGGUUAACACUAAAAUACUUGGCCAAGGAGAAAGAGCAAGCUUUUCUAUCCGUGACAUUUUAACUGAAAUGUUUUUUUAAAGCUGAUAUAAAGCUCAGAAAGAGCUGGUCCAAAAGGCUUAUUGCAAACCUGCUUUGUGCUUCAGAGGGGCUCAAGCUACAUUGCAACUGUCUGUACUUCUGUAGCAUCCAUUUUUCUUGGAGAGGUGAAUGAG